Messenger RNA from Aureobasidium uvarum, 1428 nucleotides. The record is from the annotation of a GenBank genome assembly. NCBI's taxonomy places the organism in Eukaryota, Fungi, Ascomycota, Dothideomycetes, Dothideales, Saccotheciaceae.
AUGACUUACAUGCGCGCCGAGAGCAGUCAGAUCGACAGCUGGAAAAAGGUUGGCAACAACAUCUCUUGGGACUCGCUCUUGCCGUACUACAAGAAGAGUGAGUACUUUGAGUUCCCCACCGAGGCUCAGCUCUCGAUGGGAGCAUCCUACCUGCCUGAGUUCCACGGCACCGAAGGUCCUCUUUCUGUCAGUUGGCCCACUGAGAUGGUCGGCAACAACUUCUCGGCCACUCUGAACGCUACGUUCAAGGCCAUGGAGCUGCCUUGGAAUGGAGAAGCAAACAGCGGAUCUAUGCGUGGAUACAACGUCUUCCCCAAGACCUUUGACAGAUCGCUGGAUGUCCGUGAGGAUGCAGCUCGUGCUUACUACUACCCCUUCGCCAACAGACCCAAUCUCGACGUCUAUCUCAACUCUUUUGCUCAACGUCUGACAUGGUCCAACGACAACUCCUCGGUCCCAUUCGCCAAUGGUGUCAUCUUCACCGACAAGUCAGGCGCGGAACAAAGUCUGCUGGCCACCAAGGAAGUCAUUUUGUCUGCCGGAUCUUUGAGAUCGCCUCUUCUGCUUGAGCUUUCUGGUGUCGGCAACCCUAACGUACUUGAAAAACUCGGCAUCGAAGUCAAGGUCAACUCUCCUUUUGUCGGCGAGAACCUCCAGGACCAGACCACUGUCGACACGGAUUACGUCUCAAAUGCCAACUUCACUGGCGCUGGUGGCUUCAUCGGAUACUUCAAUGCCACUGACGUCUGGGGAAACAACACUGCCGCAUUCAGCAAGACCGUGAAGGCAUCUCUCGAGCAAUACGCGAACAAGACUGUGCAGGCCACUGGCGGUAUCACUGAUCGCGAGACUCUGCUGAAGUUGUUCAAGAUCCAGCAUGAGCUCAUCUUCGAGGACGAGGUCGUUAUUUCCGAGGUCAUUGUCAACGCACCUUCAUCUGAUAGCGGUCUUAUCGAAUACUGGGGUCUUAUGCCGUUCUCUCGCGGGUCCAUGCACAUCAGAAGCGCCAACGCCUCUGCCCCGGCCGCCAUCAAUCCCAACUACUUCAUGCUCGACUAUGAUAUCAAGCAGCAGAUCGGCACCGCAAGAACUGCAAGAAAUGUUGCCAUGACUGCUCCUUUGAGCGACAUUCUCACUUCCGAGACCACUCCUGGCUUCGAUGUAGUCCCUCUCAACGCUACUGAUGCUGUUUGGGGUGACUGGCUUAAGUCGGUGUACCGCUCCAACUACCACUACAUCUCCACUGCUGCCAUGAUGGCCAAGGAGCUGGGUGGCGUAGUUGAUGACAACCAUCUCGUUUACGGUACUGCCAAUGUCCGCGUGGUUGAUGCCUCGGUACUUCCCUUCCAGGUCUCUGGUCAUUUGACCUCGACCCUGUAUGCUCUUGCUGAGAGAGCUGCUGAUAUAAUCAAGGCCAGUCACCAAUGA